ACCACACUUCCGUGUGUAACUUGAGACAAGCUGGGGAAGAAAAAAGAGGAAGGGAAAAAAGARUAAGGGAAAAAUAGCGCAGUUAUUCCCGCCUCCGCCUCCUCCUCUCUCUCCUCCCCAGCCAGCCAGGAGCCACGUCACCAGGCACUGGCUUUGGGGCUGCUCAGCCUGGAGCUCUCCGGGAGACAAACUCCAACUUUCAGCCCAGAGCAGAGAGAGAAAGGCGCUAGGCUGGAGGAGGGAAAAUCCACCUCGGUGGAAAAGUAAACAAGGGAGACAUCCAGCCUGGAAGGGGAAAGCCAUCUGCAGCCACGGGAGAGGGGAGUCUGAACUUUGUGCCACAAGAAGGGAGGGCUCCGUGCUCAGGGAAAAAGGAAAGUUGAGCCGAAGGAGACAGUUCAUUCAGUCGAGCUCGGGGGAGAAAAACUUCCUGCCCUCCCCCUCCCUGCCUGCAGAAAGAGCCCCGCUCCUUUCGUUCCAGAGGAGACCCCCGGCACCAUGAACAUCUUCCGCAUCCUGGGGGAUGUCUCCCACUUGCUGGCCAUCAUUAUUCUCCUGCUGAAGAUUGUGAAGUCCAAGUCCUGUGCUGGAAUCUCUGGGAAGAGUCAGAUACUUUUUGCCCUCGUCUUCACAACCCGUUACCUGGACCUGUUCACGAAUUUCAUCUCUGUCUAUAACACUGUGAUGAAGGUCAUUUUUUUGAUUUGUGCCUACGUCACUGUAUAUAUGAUCUACGUGAAAUUCCGGAAAACGUUUGACAGUGAGAAUGACUCCUUUCGCCUUGAGUUCCUGCUGGUCCCUGUCACAGGCCUGUCAUUUUUGGAGAACCACAGCUUCACCCCCUUGGAGAUACUCUGGACCUUCUCCAUCUACCUGGAGUCCGUGGCUAUCCUUCCCCAGCUUUUCAUGAUCAGCAAGACAGGGGAAGCAGAGACCAUCACGACACACUACCUCUUCUUCCUGGGCCUCUACCGUGCUCUCUACAUCGCCAACUGGGUCUGGCGCUAUCACACAGAGAAUUUCUAUGACCAGAUCGCCGUUGUUUCCGGGGUGGUACAAACCAUAUUCUACUGUGAUUUCUUCUACCUCUACGUGACCAAAGUCCUAAAAGGAAAGAAACUAAGUCUUCCCAUGCCUGUUUGAAGACACCCCACAGGAGCACAAGAAAUUCCAAAGACGAAGCCAUUUAAGAUCACAGCUUUCCUUCACUGGCCCUUCAUCACUAACGGGUGGCUCAGCUGAGUUUCAACCAGUGCCAGGAAGACAAGACCUGGAAAACUGAAAUGCUUUUCAUCCAUCAGACUCUUCCCCUCCAUUUUUUUUUUAUUUCUUCUCACUUGAAUUUGGUGCUAGUGCCAGCCAAUACUGAAGUAGCGCAGUUUAUUCUCUCCCAACUCUUCCCAGCAUCUAUGUCCAAAACAKAUCUCUAUCUUGACCCUGAGGCAGCACAAGUGAAAAUGUCACUCCCUUUAGCCCUUCAGCAAGUGUCCAUGGUAAAGGGAACAUGCAUUAAUGAAGCCURUCAACGUAAGGCAACUGACCCAUUUGACAGGUGGCCAUGUCUGACACUGCAGAUACUACAAACUGUUUCUUCAACUCCCUUUGAACUAACACCCUCUCGAAAAUUAACUCUGCCUGACCCUCUCUCUACUCAGGUUCAGUAACAUCACAAAAAAGACACACUGCCUUUGAAUUACAUAAAUCUUCUAAUUCCACAAGUAUUCAAACACCCUUCCAGCUCACUUAUUUUCAGUUUUCUUGUAUUUUACACACRAAGACAAUUUAAAUUAAAAUUCAGUGGCUUGCCAGGAAGUGUUUCCAUCUCCUUGAAUUGGACUUUUAAGAACUGGGAAGAACAGGGGCAAAGACAGCUUUACAUUCCAAAAUAAAGACAAAGUUCACAA
Messenger RNA from Malurus melanocephalus (red-backed fairy wren), 1904 nucleotides. RefSeq names its product KDEL endoplasmic reticulum protein retention receptor 3 (gene KDELR3). The record is from RefSeq and is a predicted model, not a curated record. The transcript is spliced from 5 exons. The coding region runs from base 499 to 1143 and encodes 214 amino acids. Gene Ontology annotation, molecular function: ER lumen protein retrieval receptor activity. Gene Ontology annotation, cellular component: membrane; cis-Golgi network; endoplasmic reticulum. Gene Ontology annotation, biological process: protein retention in ER lumen; endoplasmic reticulum to Golgi vesicle-mediated transport. NCBI's taxonomy places the organism in Eukaryota, Metazoa, Chordata, Aves, Passeriformes, Maluridae.